This is a messenger RNA of Fusarium keratoplasticum, 3762 nucleotides long. RefSeq lists its product as uncharacterized. Gene Ontology annotation, cellular component: plasma membrane; site of polarized growth; extracellular region. The transcript has a single exon. The record is from RefSeq and is a predicted model, not a curated record. NCBI's taxonomy places the organism in Eukaryota, Fungi, Ascomycota, Sordariomycetes, Hypocreales, Nectriaceae. Bases 1 to 3762 code for a protein of 1253 amino acids. Gene Ontology annotation, biological process: fungal-type cell wall organization; establishment of cell polarity; signal transduction involved in filamentous growth. Gene Ontology annotation, molecular function: osmosensor activity.
AUGCACACCAAAUCCUUUGCCGUGGCGGCUGCCAUCGCCCUGGCAUCAUCCACAGUUGUUGAGGCGAACAGGCCGCGCAUCUACUUCCCCCGACAGAUCAGACGAGAGUUCGCCAACAACAACACGACAAUCACAGCCUCGGAGGAGCAGCCCGCUCCCGAGAGCACGCUGGCCAACGCUGGUAGCAACAAGCGAGAAAGCCUCAGCGACUUCAUGUCAAGCAUAUUCGGUGGGGAGGACACAAAUGGCAACGACAAGGUCAACGUAGGCUUGAACCGCCAGAGACUCGGAGCCACUGGCGCUGCCCCUCCAGCUCUCAUUCUGCAACCGACAUCGAGUAUUGUGGUGGAGGACCCGGAAACAACAGUUGAGACUGUUGAGCCUACAGUUGUCGCUUCAGGAACAGACACCGGAAUUCUUCUUGCCCCCACAGGCAUCGUCACAACCACCAACAAGCAGGUGGCUCAACCAACUUCGGAGGCACCAGUUGAGGAGCCUAAGAAGGAGACCGAAAAGGAGCCGACCGUUGAGCCCGUCAGCUCCAACCCCGAACCCGCUCAGACAACCGAGCAGCCCAAGGCUGAGCCGACCGAGAACACCGAGACACAGGCUGUUCCCUCUGCUGACAAGAGCGUCGUGACCUCGGUUGCCCCCGUCGAGACCGAAACUCAGCCCGCUGUCAUCGAGACUCAGACUAACAACCCCGAGAAGUCUGUUCCCAAGCCCGUGGAGACCCAGACCCAGUCUGCUCCUGCUGAGCCCGCUGAGACUCAGACUCAGCCACCCGCUGUAGAGACCCAGUCUCAGGAGCCUGAGCCUGUCCAGAGCGAGACCAAGAAGCCCGAGACGCAGCCCAAGGAGUCCCAGGCCGAGCCUAUCGACACGAAGACACAGGAGCCUGCUCCUGAAACUACGAAGCCGGUUGAGACUAAGCCCGAGACUUCUGCUGCGCCUGAGCCCGUUCAAAGCGAGACCAAGCCUUCGACUGAGCCCAAGGUUUCCCAGGUUGAGCCCGUUGAGACCAACACCCAGGCGCCCAUUGAGACUGAGACCAAGGCCCCUGAGCAGCCUUCUUCCAAGAAGGGUCUUUUGGACCCCGUUGAGAGCAUUGUCUCCUCCGUUCUUCCUGACCCUGUCCAGACGGAGACCAAGGAGCCCGACACUGUUGAGACCCAGUCCCAGGAGCAACCCGCUCAGACUCAGACUCAGAACCCUGACCCCAAGGAGACUCAGAGCCAGGAGCCUGUUAUCGAGACCGAGACCAAGGCUCCUGAGCCCGACCAGACCGUCGCUCCUACGUCUGCUGCUGAGCCUGCCGAGAGCAACAAGCCUGCUACCAGCAAGGAUGGUCUCUUGGAUCCUGUCGAGACUCUGAUCAGCUCCGCCCUUCCUGAUCCUGCUCAGACCGAGAGCGUGGAGCCUCAGCCGGAUGAGACCCAGUCUGUUGCUCAACCCGAUCAGACUCAAUCUCAGUCUGUCCCUGAGGAGACUGCUGAACCUCAGCGUGAGAACUCUAGGCCUGGCGAGACUCUCCCCAGUUUCAACCCUGACGAGACCACCGCUGAACCCACCACUGCUGCUCCUGAGAAUGAGCCGACAAGCAAGGAAGGCCUCUUGGACCCCGUUGAGACUCUGAUCAGCUCUGUUCUUCCCGACCCCAGCAAUGUUGAGACAACCUCUCCCGAGGAGACUCAGUCUGAGCCCGUCGUCGUCCCCUCCGCCACGUCUGCUCCCGUUGACGAGCAGCCUACCUCCGCUCCUGCUGACGACGACUCUCAGAAGACCCUCUCUGAGCCCGUGACCAACCCUGAGACCACCAGCCCCGUUGACGUUACAAGCGCUGCUCCUGAGCCUACGGACCUCAUCCCAACCAGUGUUCUUCCUGAGCCUACAGAUCUGAUUCCCACCAGCCUCGCUCCCGAGCCUACAGACCUCGUCCCCACCAGCGUUGCCCCUGAGCCUACCGAUAUCACUGACAUCACCUCGGCUGCUCCCGAGCCUUCGGUUCCUGUCACUGAGUCUCCUGAUGUUACUUCGGCCAUUGACCCUACUCUGCCACCCGACACUGAACUCCCUGAGACUACUGAGGCUCCUACCAACAUUCCCGACACCGAGAUUCCUAAUGUGACCUCGGGCAUCGACACGGACCCUACCACAUCCCCUCCCGACACUGAGCCUACAUCGGGUGUUGAGACGGAGCCCGCUGUCCCGACCAACACCGACGGUCCUGAGACCACCAGCCCGUCUGAGCCCACUGACGUGCCUACGGGUAGCCAGACUGAGGGUCCUCCCACCGGCGAGACUUCUGCUCCUGCUGGUAAUACCACUGAGCCUCCUUCUGAGCCUACCAGCGAGCCUGCUACCGAGCCUGCUACCGAGCCCGCUACUGAGUCUGCCACUGAGCCCGCCACUGAACCUACCGGCGAACCUACCGGCACUGCCAGCGACUCGGAGCCCACCGAGCCCGCCACUCAGUCCGAAGCCACUGAGCAGCCCGCUACCAAGUCCGAGGCUACCAAGGAGCCAGCCACUGAGACGGAGCCCCAGUCCGAGGCCACUGCUACCGAGGAGCCCACCGGAGAGGAGACUCAGAGUGCUCCCCAGACCGAUGCUGAUCAGACUUCGGCCCCUGUCGAGACUGCCACCGAGGAUGUGCCCACCAACGAGCCUACCAGCGAGGCCCCUGAGGUGACUUCUGAGCCCGUUCCCACCGAGCCCAUUCCCACCACCCUCGUUCCUUCGGCCGAUCCUGUCACCAGCAUCCGACCUACCGCUACGCUCACCAACACCGAUGCUUGGCUGCCUACGACCAUCGUCUUCGAGCCUACCUCCAACACGGUUCUCCCCACGGCUCCUACUGAGACAGAGACCAGCACCGGCAUCCCCACCGACAUCCCAAGCAAGAUCUUCCCCGAUGAUCCCGACCGAGUUGCCCCUGAAGGAUCUCGCCUCAUCCAGAUUGGUUUCCUGUACCCGCUCAACUACAAGUUCGUGGCCAAGAACACCGUCGCUGCCGCCCAAGUCUUCAAGUACCUCCCCAAGGGUCUUGCUUACGCUGGUGGUUUCGACGAGAACCGAACCUAUGUCGACAGCAUCGUUCCUCAGGAUACUCAGUCGCAGUGGGGAUACAUCACUGCCCUGGCCAAGGUUUACUACCCCGAGAACAUGAUCGACGCUCUUCAGGCCGAUCUCUUGACCCCCAACUCUCUUCUGUACAACAACGAAGAUGAGAUUGUCCGUAACCUGACCUCGGUCAUCAACACGAGGAUUGAUAUCUUGGGAGAUGAGGGUGCAACUGCUACUGGCGAUGAUGGCAGCUCAGACAGCGAUGGUGGUAACAACAAUGAUGGUUUCGGCAACGACGGUGACAGCAACAAGUCGGCUAAGGAGAAGGCUACGACCGCUGGUAUCGCUGUUGGUGCCAUUGGUCUCAGUGUCAUGUACGGCGCUGCCAUGUUCCUCGUUGCCCGACGAUACAAGCGCAAGAAGCAGCAGGGCCACCGCCGCACCAGCUCCAUCGGCAGCAGCCAGCGAUCGUCUGAGAUGCGAUACACUGGCAACGGCAGCCCCGCCCUCAUGGGAGGCGCUCUGAUGAGCCGGGACUUCUCUGCUUACGGUGGCACAGCGGCAACCAACUCGAUGGUUGGCCGUCCUGCCGGCCGUGACAGCCACGGCAGCGGCCGAAGCGGCAUGGGCAACUCUGCCCGGACAGCGUACAUCUCUGCGCCUGUUGCCGCGGAGAACUCGCUGGGAUGGAACUGA